CGGCGGUUUACCCUUAAACCCUGAGGAUUUUGACUUGAGCUUGCUCGCUCCAGCAAGCAGCCUUAAGCUUAAAACCCCAGAUAUCAGAGGCUUAAACGGCAUUCCAGCAGGGAAGACGAGGGAUAAGCAAUGAGAGAGAGGAGUUUGCUAUUUAUUCUGAGGCAAAAUAAAGCCUUGGGCUCCAAGAUUUCAUCGAAUCUGAGCGGUUGGUUGAAUCCAACCUCUGGUAUUUCGACCCAAACCUCCGAACAGUACAGGCUUUUAUCUUCUUUAGCAAAGCUUGCUCCUUUAAGCAGGCGCUCAAUUACCCGAAGCUUUCUCAAUUAUGGGUUCAGAUCCUUUCAUCAGCUCAAUCACAAGGGCUACAGGUCACCAUUUAGGCAUUAUUCCACUGCACCAUCUACUGUUGCUGAAACUAAGGAGGGAUUGAAGUCCCUUGUAACUGCUGGGCCACGUGCUCAGAAAAUGAUUGGGAUAUGGCUUUUUACUUCAGCUGCUUGGGUAUUUAGUAUGGUGGUGCUUGGGGGUGUCACACGCCUCACUCGUUCUGGCCUCUCAAUGACUGACUGGAAGUUUACCGGGGGCUUGCCUCCUCUAUCUGAUGAAGAAUGGAUGGUUGAAUUCGAGAAAUAUAAGCAAUCUCCCGAGUACAAUCGUGUGAACAGGGGGAUGACAAUUGAAGAUUUCAAGUUCAUAUAUUGGAUGGAAUAUGCACAUCGAAUGUGGGGAAGGGCGUUAGGUAUAAUGUUUGCACUUCCUUUCUCAUACUUCCUUCGCAAGGGAUAUAUUACUGUUCGAUUAGGGCUUCGACUGUCUGGCCUAUUUGCCCUUGGUGCUGGACAAGGACUUAUAGGUUGGUGGAUGGUUAAAAGUGGUUUGGAGGAGCCACCAUCUGAGUAUGCUAUACCAAGAGUGAGCCCUUACCGCCUUGCAGCUCAUCUUACUUCUGCCUUUGCCAUUUAUUGCGGCCUCUUUUGGACUGGUCUCUCUGUUGUUAUGCCUGAACCUCCCGCCGAAUCUCUUGCUUGGGUUCACGGGGCAGCAAAAGUAAAGCGACUUGCAAUUCCUGUUGGCAUCCUUGUUGGAAUUACAGCUAUAUCAGGAGCAUUUGUUGCUGGAAAUGAUGCUGGCCAUGCAUUUAAUACUUUUCCAAAAAUGGGAGACAAUUGGAUUCCAGAUGAUGUUUUCAGUAUGAAGCCACUCAUUCGCAACUUUUUUGAAAAUACAGCAACAGUCCAGCUUGAUCAUCGAAUACUUGCCACUGCAACAUUAGCUUCCAUUAGUGGCUUAUGGUGGGCUACAAGGAAACUAGAUCUUCACCCUGCAAUACGGUCUUUGAUUGGAAGCACUAUGGGUAUGGCUGCUCUACAGGUUACCUUGGGCAUUUCAACGCUUCUUUCGUAUGUGCCCGUUUCACUAGGAACUGCUCAUCAGGCCGGGGCUCUAACGCUUUUAACACUGAUGAUUCUGCUCAACCACACCGUGAGGCGCCCAUCUCCAUCACUUCUCAAGUCACUGCCUGCACUUACAAAAACAGUCUGAUAGUAUACACUGAGAUUCUCUCUUGUUUUUGACAAUCCCUGUUGUCCUAUUUGUGAUACCUCUGCACUGCAGAGAAGCAGCAAAUGAAGUUUUUUGCUUCUCAUGAACUUCUAUGUUUUAGUUUGUAUUGAAACUUUGAGAAUCAUUUAUCACAUACCAAUUAACAUUUCAACCA
Molecule: messenger RNA, 1717 nt
Organism: Ipomoea nil (Japanese morning glory)
Lineage: Eukaryota; Viridiplantae; Streptophyta; Magnoliopsida; Solanales; Convolvulaceae
Product: cytochrome c oxidase assembly protein COX15
Exons: 7
Coding region: 130-1542 (470 amino acids)
Biological process (GO): heme A biosynthetic process
Cellular component (GO): mitochondrial inner membrane
Molecular function (GO): oxidoreductase activity, acting on NAD(P)H, heme protein as acceptor
Source: RefSeq, a predicted model, not a curated record